Messenger RNA from Filobasidium floriforme, 1977 nucleotides. Its product is annotated as tyrosyl-DNA phosphodiesterase-domain-containing protein. Gene Ontology annotation, cellular component: nucleus. Bases 1 to 1977 code for a protein of 658 amino acids. Gene Ontology annotation, biological process: double-strand break repair; single strand break repair. The transcript has 5 exons. Lineage: Eukaryota; Fungi; Basidiomycota; Tremellomycetes; Filobasidiales; Filobasidiaceae. Gene Ontology annotation, molecular function: single-stranded DNA binding; 3'-tyrosyl-DNA phosphodiesterase activity; double-stranded DNA binding. The record is from RefSeq and is a predicted model, not a curated record.
AUGACGGAAGAGGAAGAGUUGCAAUUCGCACUCGCACUCUCCCUGAAUAGCGAGCAGCCUCAACCUAGCACCUCCCGUUCUCCCUCUCCGAUCAUCCCGCAACAGACCCUCCGCCCAGAACUUCCUAGCCGUACCAUGUCCAUACAAGACCAACUCGCCGAAGUGAGAAGACAGCGUGCGAGACAUUAUCAGGAUCACCAAGUGGAUCAGGCUGUAGAGGCGACGAAAAGUGUUCCCAGGAUGGGAGAGACAAAGGCGGGGAUAAGCAAAACGGCAGCGGGAGCGGGGUCAAGCAAGAAGCGGGCUUUGGAGGAGAAGGAAGACGUCAAGACGACGAUGAACGGACGCAGCAUCAUGGACGAAGAAGGAGAUGAUGAUGACGAGAUCGAGUUCGUAGGGAUAAAGAAAGUGAAAGCCGAGCCGAAGCAAGACCGUACCGCUCGACCACUACCGACAUCCUCUUCUUCCUCCUCGACGAAUACCAUAUCUAGAUCUUCCACUUCCUUUCCUUCCUUCCUCAACCCAUCCAUCCGCCUGACCCGUACGCAAGGCCGCCAUCCCUCCUCUUCUACGUCUGCGGCUUCACUUUCGCGCAACACAAUCUCCUUUGACCAGAUCGUCCGGAAACAAGACCUACAAAAGGCUUUCAUCUAUUCAUUCUUCAUCGGUCAGGACGAGUUGUUCAAGUAUCUACCUUUGGGGGAGUGGAGUGAAGGGAGAAAGUGUCCGAUAAUUAUUGGCCGGGACAUGAACCAAGACCCCCUCGCGCAUCAGAUCGCCGCCCAACUCUCCCUCUCGCUCAACCCUUCCUCUUACCAGAACAUGGACAGUAAUACGUUUUCCCGGAUCUCUUUGGCUGCCGCUCAGAUCUACGAGGGACUUUAUGGGGAAAACUAUCGGGCUGUUUAUGUGGAGAAGACCAGGGUUGGGUGUGGACAUAGUAAAGUCGGAGUGCUGGUAUUCGAGGGGUUCCUCAGGGUGUUUAUCACGAGUGCGAAUUUGAUGGCAUUGGAUCUAGAACAUGGCGAUAAUCACUGGUUCAUCGUCGACCUCCCCGAACUUCCCGCUCGACGUUCCAAGUCAUCCCCCACCCCGGAUUUCGAGCAGGAACUUCUCGAACAUAUCCGCGCUCUCGGAUGUCCCAAAGAUUUCGUCAAUUCGAUCUAUGCGCGAUAUGACUACUCCUCAGUCAAAGACGUCAGUAUCGUCGCUUCCAUUCCUAGUACGGCCAUGUACAAGGACGAGGAGAGGGCGAGAUACGGGGCGAUGAGGUUGCGUGAGGUUGUCAGGCCGAUCUUGGAAGAGACGGCAAAGGGAAAGGAUAUCGAGAUGGAAAUCUGCACGGCGUCGAUAGGGGGGAUGCAAGAAGAUUGGUUGAGGGGGAUGAAUCACUGUUUCACGGGCGGCCGAUACAAGCCUCUGGAAAGGACCGACAUCCCGGCCUUCACGAUGACCUUUCCCACUCGGUCGGACGUGGAAGCGACUCGGGAGGCCUCGCAAGCCGGAGCUAGUCAGAUCGGGUCGCACUUCAAAUAUCUAGAUUCGAGGUCGGAAAUCAAGGCGAUGUUCCGGCAUUACCUCUCGAAAGACCAGGCUUCGGACGGUACCGGGAAGGGAUGUCUUUUUCAUCAGAAAUUCUACAUGGCCUUCCCCAAAGGAACGAAAGACAAGGACGAGAAGCUCUCAACGAAAUCGACCCCACCUCUCUACCUCUAUCUCGGAUCUGCAAACUUUAGCAAGGCUGCGUGGGGGAAGCCUAACCCGGAUGUCAAGAAGAAGCAACCCGCUACGGGGGAGAUGAUGCGUCUAGCCGAUGUUUGCAAUUACGAACUCGGGGUCGUCGUCCGCGGUCGAGACUUGUUGGGGAUGCUGGAGCCAGGUAGCGUUUGGGAGGAUGUGAUGCCGCAUCAGAGGUGGACGGCGAAAUACAAGGGACAGGAGAAGCCGUACAAUUCGGAGGUCUGGGUCAAGCGAUGA